Komagataella phaffii GS115 is the source of this 1209-nucleotide messenger RNA. RefSeq lists its product as uncharacterized. The transcript has a single exon. Lineage: Eukaryota; Fungi; Ascomycota; Pichiomycetes; Pichiales; Pichiaceae. The record is from RefSeq and is a predicted model, not a curated record. Bases 1 to 1209 code for a protein of 402 amino acids.
AUGUCCAAAAUUAUGGGGCUUACAACGCUUUCACUCGGAAACAACCUUCACCAUGACCCAGACAAGAAAUCGUUCAAAGAAAGAAUAUCAUCAAAGCUCCAUCUACACAAUGAAUACCAUCCCAAGGUUCCUCCGUUGUACGUAGAGACGUCCACACAUCAGAACGAGGAACCGACGCUAGUAAGUGGCUCCGCCGCUUCGUCGAUUACGCCAUCCGUCGGUGCAGAAUCCAUAAAUAAGGAUCCAAAUUUGAUCUUUGAAAGAUCGGUUCAAUCUCCUAUCAAUGUUUCUUCACCACCAAGGACGGCUCCAGCGGGCUCCGCCACCAAUAACAACAGUACAGAAAUCUUGCUGUCCUCUCCUCGAACCGAUGCUCCGCAUCAAUUCCUGAGAAGAACUUCCUCCAUUUCCGUGCCUCAGCAUUGUUGCACAGAGGAUCUGACGGCUCCAGUUUUGGAUGCCACAGCGGAAAUCCUGUCGUCCAAUGACGAAGAAGACCUCAAUGAAGUCACCAUUGUGUCUAUGAAAUCAGCUAGGAGGAACCUCGGCGAGAAACUGUGCAAUUGCAUCAGUAGACCCAACAGCGGUGCGACUUCCAACAGUAGUGCUAAUAGGUCUCCAAACAUAGCAACCUACUCAGUACCAGAAUUUUCUCCACCUACCUUCCGUAGACGCCCAUCAGAGAUACUUUCGGAUAACUUUAGAUCCAAUGUUCGAAGAUCCACAUCGGUGAUAUCAUUCAACAAUCACAGCAUCAUCCCUCCACCAUUGACUUUGAGCAGGACCCAAUCUGGAAUUGAUCCCACCACCAACAGUUCUCCGCAAAGGAAGAAGAGUAUCAGUUUUUACACUUUCAAUGACAUCCUAUCUAUGGAAAAAUCAACGAAAGCUGCCAGACCAAGUACUACUGAUUCCAAGACAGAGCCCACUCCCCUGAUCGACGAGCAGUUGGACGCUGAAGAGGCAGAUCCAGAGCUCUUCGACGGUUCGUCUCUAACGGAUGAGCAACAACAACAAAAACUUUCACACAUUAGAACAAACAGUAACUACAGUAUUUACAGCGAUGAACAGAAUGAUGAUCAGAAUUGCUUCGAAGAUGAGUUCAGAAAUGAAGAAUCCAACCCAAUGACAAGCUGCUCAUUGAGUGACUUAAUCCGAAGCAACACUGGAGAACUUAUCCGAAAGUCCUCUCAUUUGUCCCCCAAAUAG